GUCUGGACGUCUCUAUACCGUAUAAAUAGUCGUAUACUUGAUGAAGCUCAAAAACAUAUUCUAACAAAGAUAAUGACUGUCGCAGUUAAACAUAGAUUGAGCGCUGCCGUUGCCGGCGGUCUAGCUGCCGAUGUUGCUACCAUGACAACUCACUGGGUCUAUGACCAAGCAGAGCUUAAAACCAAAGUUGAUGGAAGAGACCCGCUCUUUGUGGAUCCUCCCAUCAACAAUUUCUACACGAAGGAGAUUGGUACACACUCGCCCUAUGGUGAAGAACUACAGCCACUCUUAGAUGCGCUGGUGACUAAAAAUCUCCUGGAAAAGCCCGCUAUAUUCAAGCGGUACUAUAAUUGGGCAAAACAUACUGAUGCGCGGUUGAACCAUGUCAGUAAAAGCUUGCUGGAAAAAGCUGGCGAUGGGGAGUUAGGCAGCACCGCAGAAUGGGAGAGCUGUGUGGCGGAGGACACACAGGCUAACGGCUUUAUUAAGGUGCCAUUUGUUGCCGCCAGGUUCUAUCAACUCACAGAAAAGGAAGUCAAUACCAACGAAUUACUGCAGAAGGUUAGCGAAUCCGUGGCUAUAUGCCAGAAAGGAGAUGAGACACAAGUAGCAUCGGCUAUUGCUCUGCGCGUGUUUGUGGGCGUGGUACAAGGCGACAGUGUGUCAGAAGUGCUGAAUAAGCUCAGCACUGAUACCACCAUUGCUGAGGAUGAACGAGAACACGCAAAGGCUGCCAUGACAAUAGCUAAAAAGGCAAGUGUCGGAAACACUCCCUCAGAGAAACAAGUGGCUAUCAAUGAGGUUGCAAAGGAGGCUGGAUUGAGUUGUGCGCUUCCAGGUGCAGUGCGUGUUGCAUUGGCUGUGGCGAGCUUGUACGAAAACGACUACGAGCAGGCCAUUCGAGUCAAUGCCAUGAUAGGAGGCGACAAUUGCUCCCGGUCCAUCCUGGUAGGUGCGUUAGUGGCGGCGAAUUUGGCCUCAGAAACACAACUGUGGAGUGUACCGCAAGCGAUUAACUCGAAGAGUCAUCACAAACGCUGGGAUGCAGAACUUCUAGCGGCAAACCCAGCAUUGUAGCCAAAUGAGGUGUACUUUCCCACACCAUUUUCGUCCUGGGAACAUUCUACGAGGAUUACAUUUGUAGACCAAUCGAACACGAGCCUCGCUGUAUAGCGCUCAGUUGAAGGCAACUCGGAUUUCAUUCCGGAACAUGCUAAAAUACGCUGGAGUCAGCUUGAAAUAUAUGAUUACAACUAUACAUGACUGAUAGCUUAAAUGAAUACCAAACCUUAAUACACUGAUUACACAAAUUUGUAUCCGUAGUUUUAUUUAGAUCAAAUGAAAUAAAACGAAUUUAUGUUACACUAA
Messenger RNA from Sphaeroforma arctica JP610, 1368 nucleotides. RefSeq lists its product as hypothetical. The record is from RefSeq and is a predicted model, not a curated record. The transcript has 8 exons. Lineage: Eukaryota; Ichthyosporea; Ichthyophonida. The coding region runs from base 73 to 1077 and encodes 334 amino acids.